CCGGCCGACGCCGGCCGCGGAGCAGAGGCGUUAGGAGGGGAGGCGCCCGGCUCGGCCCGAGGGCCCGGGAGCAGCUGGGCAUGGAGCCCCCGGGAGCCACGCCCUCCUCACGGCCUCACCCCCCCGUCGUGGGCAAGGUGACCCAUCACAGCAUCGAGCUGCACUGGGACCUGGCGCGGACGGCGAAGCGGCAGGGGCCGCAGGGGCAGUGGGCCCAGUUCUCCAUCGAAGAGGAGGACCCCAGGACGCACGCCUACGGGGUCAUUUACAUGGGGUACGCCACCAGGCACGUCGUGGAGGGGCUGCAGCCACGGACCCUGUACCGCUUCCGCCUCAAGGUCACCAGCCCCUCGGGGGAGUCUGUGCGCAGCCCGGCGGUCUCCGUGUCCACGGCCAGAGAGCCCAUGAGCAGCGAGCACCUCCAUCGGGCGGUCAACGUGAAUGACGAGGACUUGCUGCUGGGAAUCCUCCGAGGAGGCACCGUGAAGGUGGACGUUCCCAACAAGCUGGGCCUCACCGCGCUGAUGGUGGCUGCGCAGAAAGGGUACACCAGGCUCGUGAAAAUCCUCAUCGCCAACGGCACGGACGUGAACCUGAGGAACGGCAGCGGCAGGGACAGCCUGAUGCUCGCGUGCUACGCGGGGCACCUGGACGUGGUGAAGUGCCUCCGAGGGCACGGCGCCUCCUGGAGGGCUCGCGACCUGGGCGGCUGCACGGCGCUGCACUGGGCGGCCGACGGCGGCCACUGCCACGUGGUCGAGUGGAUGCUGAAGGACGGCUGCGAGGUGGACGCCGUGGACGCUGGCUCGGGCUGGACCCCCCUCAUGAGAGUGUCGGCCGUCUCGGGGAGCCAGAGGGUCGCCUCCCUGCUGAUCGAAGCCGGCGCCGACGUGAACACGAAGGACAAAGACGGGAAGACCCCUCUGAUGGUGGCCGUGCUGAACAAUCACGAGGAGCUGGUCCAGUUGCUGCUGGACAAAGGGGCGGACGCAAGUGUGAAAAACGAGUUUGGCAAAGGCGUCCUGGACAUGGCCAGGGUGUUCGACAGGCAGAACAUGGUCUCCCUGCUGGAGGAGAGGAGGACCCGGCAGGAGCCCAAGAGGUCGCCGACCCUGCUGUCCGCCGGCCCGGGCGCCGCGUGUCUGCGGAAGGCGAGCGGCAGGACGCCGAGCGUGGCCGUGGAGCUGGAGAAGGAGAGCCUGCGCCUCUGAGCCGGACGCGGAGCAUUUAUUUAGUUGGAGAUUCGCAGUGACUUUUGUAACGUACAACGUCCCCACUUUGAAAUACACCUCUUA
Eptesicus fuscus (big brown bat) is the source of this 1295-nucleotide messenger RNA. It is a transcript of the gene FANK1, whose product is annotated as fibronectin type III and ankyrin repeat domains 1. Gene Ontology annotation, molecular function: protein binding. Gene Ontology annotation, cellular component: nucleus. The record is from RefSeq and is a predicted model, not a curated record. The transcript is spliced from 11 exons. Gene Ontology annotation, biological process: regulation of apoptotic process. Lineage: Eukaryota; Metazoa; Chordata; Mammalia; Chiroptera; Vespertilionidae. Bases 81 to 1211 code for a protein of 376 amino acids.